AUGGGCUUUACGAGUGGAGAUGAACUCUUUAGCGACCCUCCGGCAUUCAGAGUCGGCAUAGAUGUGAUGAAAUUGCAGCUUCCAAAGCGGGAGUCCUUCGCCGGGUUUGUGGAUGUCGUCAGUGACCAAUUGACGCCACUGGAACGUGCCAAUCUUUUGCCAUCGCCCCCUUCGCCAGCUCUGUCCGAGAUGGAGGCACUUCGACGCUUUUACAUCAUAUGGACACUGAAAGAGGCAUACACCAAAGCUCUCGGUCUAGGCCUUGGCUUUGACUUCAAACGAAUUGAAUACGACACUUCGCAAGACGUGGUCCGGAUCGACGGGGUGACUCCUCAAGGAUGGCAGUUCAUCCGCUUCGAAAUCUCAGACAAGAAUGGUGAACUGAUACCGGAGGUAUAUGUUGGCGUGGUAGCGAAUUUUGUGGGGAGAGGAUCAGAGGAGUGCGAGACGUGCAGAGUCGAGUUUCGUGAAGCAAGAACUUGGCUGAAGAUACGGGGUGCAGCUGAGUUCCUUGAAGGAGCGCUGCGGGAUCUGCAGUGA
This is a messenger RNA of Fibroporia radiculosa, 540 nucleotides long. RefSeq lists its product as uncharacterized. Lineage: Eukaryota; Fungi; Basidiomycota; Agaricomycetes; Polyporales; Fibroporiaceae. Gene Ontology annotation, molecular function: magnesium ion binding; holo-[acyl-carrier-protein] synthase activity. The transcript has 2 exons. The record is from RefSeq and is a predicted model, not a curated record. The coding region runs from base 1 to 540 and encodes 179 amino acids. Gene Ontology annotation, cellular component: cytosol.